AUGUCCUCUCAAGUAUGUCAUUUGCACGAUCCCUUUGUGGAUUCGUCUACUACCAGCAGCCAAAAGACGACACCAAGCUGCGAGAAACAGGUUCAUAUGGCUGGCAAAGGCAAUUCGCUAGAGACUAAACAUGGCACCUCACGUAGAGGCGAGACAUUGAAGCUAAAGGUGUAUCACUCGGGCGAGUGUCAAGGGCAAGAGAAGACUCACAAGCAGAACACUACCCAGGAGUCUAAAAAGUUGAACUCUCCGGCUUCUCAGCUCCUUGCACAUAUUCCUCGAGGGCCGGCCACUCAGAGACAAGGCCAGGAAUUAGUUCUUACUUCACGGAGAGGAGGGCGACCAACUUCAGAGCAGCGAAGCUCAAUUCCAAUCCCCGUCCGUAGUCCUCAACGCCUAGGCAGCCGUUCAAAUGCACUGGGUGAAGGUUUUUCUGGUGGUAUUCGAGUAGUCGAGAAGCCUCGUGGACCUCGACCUCCCAUACAGGCUGUGCAGAAAGAAAUCACAGCCUCGAGUUCAGUUGAACGAGCACCCAGUCAGGCGGAAGAAACCAACACCUCGUCCUCCCCUCUCCUCGGUGACUGGGAAUUUAGAGAGAUGCCUAAGCGACCCACCGAUGUGUACACUGGUGAAUAUCGCAUCCGGCCUAUCCUCAGGAUUGCCGCUUCAGCCGAGAAAAUGAUCAUGGGUCACGAUAGUCCGGGCAGCACGUAUGCAGUCACGCAACGAUCGAACCCAGCCGUCGUUCAGUAUCCGGAUACACCUAAACGCGGCUUGAACAGAGAUCCUAAGAAGUUUGGGGAUACAUCAGGGGCCCCGGGCUCCAGUCAACCUAACGGUAGCACCGGCGAAGACGCCCCAGUAGCUGGACCAUCAAACCGUUCCCAGAUAUCACUGGAGACACUUCCGAAGGGAGACACCAAUGGGCGCCAAUUUUCAAUUCCUCGGAAGCCUGUCAAUAGCCCAAGCCUGUCAUCUCUUUUCGUACCCUGUCCUGAAAGCAUGCAGCCUGCACCUUCCAUGCCAAAACUUCCUGGACCAUACGAAGCCAUUAUGAAGAGGAGAACAGCAUCUGGUUCAGUAACCCCAACGGAGAUUGCUUCUCCUCAAGCCGAGACGUUUGAGCAAAGUCCGGGAACUAGUGAUAGUGAGGUGACCAUCAAACCUCAACCCAAACAGACAGUAGCUCUUCAGGCCAUGUCUGACUUUUCUACGCAGGAUGAGCCAACCUCUAGGCCCGUCAGUUCAACUACAUUGCAUUCCAGCAAUGUGUCGAGAUCGGUGGAGAAUCCAGCAUCUAGAGACAUCGUGUCACGAAGACCUAGCCACAAUCUGACGCCUCAAAGUGCUAGGAUUCCAGAUUCCCGGAGCACCCGUAUGCUUGGUGGCUUUCGGAAUAUCUUCAAGCAUAGAAGUACAGUGGAAAAGGGUAAAAGGACAUCUGACAUUGUACCUGGCCUUGCAUUCAAAGACCCGGAGUCCAGUAGUGCGAAGCUUAUCAAAAGCCCCGAAUACAGCAAGCUCGACCCAGGAAGUACGGGAUUUAGAGCAGGUGCUAAGUACCCAAAGUUGUCCGAGAGUUGGAAUAAAAACCUGCGCCUACCUAGACCCUCAUCAAGGAGACCAACAAUCUCAGCGCCCAUCCCCAUAUCACCUGGUGAUGGAAAUAUUCCUUCAUUCGCCCGACCCACAAUGGCAACACGUACCAGGGCAGUGACUAGCCCUCGCGAACAGAAACCUACCACCCCUCAUUGCCCAGCGCACAGGAUUCACACAGUGACUGCCACCACUGGAAGCCCGCAGCGCGUUAGUUGUCCCAGCACAGGCACACAGGCACACAUUCCAUCUGUGCCGAAGAAGACUAUCCUACCACAUUCCGUGGAGCUGACUAAACUGGACACUAUAACUUCCAAGAGACAAUCUCCUCAGAUCGAGAGUAGUGCCUCGGACUCGUUGUCGGAGACCCUAAAUGAGAUCCGCCUUUGUGUGGAACAUCUUUGUAACAAAGCGCGGGAUGAGAAGGCAGCGGAUAAGAGGGAAUGGAGCCUCCGUAUGGCGUUGUCAUUGCAGCAGCAAAUCAGUGAUUACAACACUAUCGAGAGAGAAUCUGCAGAGGCUGAAGCAUUGUUCUUAAGGAAACGUGCGGACAAAUGCGUCGCCGAAAACAGUUUGUUCGAAUCAUAUGCCCAAGUUCGGGCUCAAAUGGAUGGGGAUUAGAUAUCAAACAUCCUAAACGAUGAUUAGUCCUUGGGGCUCAAUUAUACGUUGAGCUUGCUCGCCUUUCAACACUGAAACGAUAGGUCGAGUAAUGAUUCAAGUUUUGUGCGUGUUGCAAAGAGAUAAUCCCAGGGAACGAGAGAACUCUUUCGACUCUCACGAUGACAGCUUCCUUUCAUUUCACGACAUUCCUCGAUUCUCUAGAAGCAUAUGAGUACGAAGGGUCAGAC
Messenger RNA from Aspergillus alliaceus, 2447 nucleotides. RefSeq lists its product as uncharacterized. The record is from RefSeq and is a predicted model, not a curated record. The transcript has 4 exons. NCBI's taxonomy places the organism in Eukaryota, Fungi, Ascomycota, Eurotiomycetes, Eurotiales, Aspergillaceae. The coding region runs from base 1 to 2217 and encodes 738 amino acids.